GGUUACAAAAAAAUUUUGUUAAAUAUAUAUUAUUUUUUUAUGAAAAAAAUGCCAUUAAUUAUCAUAACAGGAACUCCUACAAGUGGAAAAAGUACUCGGGCACUAGAAUUAAGAAAAUAUUUCAUUGAAAUUUGUGAAAAAAAAGUAGAUAUAAUUAGUGAAAUUCAAAUAAUUACAAAAUCAGGUUACAAUAAAAACAUUCUCUAUGCUGAUUCAAAAAAAGAGAAAGCUAUCAGAAAUGAUAUAAGGUCUAGUACUCAACAUUUAUUGAAUAAAAAUGACAUUCUGAUAAUUGAUGGAUCUAAUUACAUUAAAGGAUAUCGUUAUGAAUUAUAUUGUUUAUCAAAAUCGUUAAAAACUCCUCAAUGUACAAUUUACUGUGAAGUUCCUACUGAACAUUCUUGGCUCUUAAAUGAACAAAAGCCGGAUGAUGAUAAAUAUUCCCGUGAAAUAUUCGAUUCUUUGAUUACAAGGUAUGAGCCUCCAGAUAGCAAGAAUCGAUGGGAUGCUCCAUUAUUUUCGGUUACACUACACGAUAAACUUCCUUUAGAUGAUAUUUAUAAAUCACUUUAUCUUGUUAAGCCACCGAAACCAAAUAUGAGCACAGAACCUGUUCCUUUACUGUCGACGAACACAUUAUUUCAACUAAAUAAGAUAACACAAGAGAUAAUAGACGAAAUUUUGGAAGCAGAAGCAUUGGGCAUUACUAGUAAUAUUAAACUCAAAAGAUUUAAUUUAUUCGUAGAACGUGGUGCUAGCGCUUCCCAAUUAUCCAGAUUGAAACAAAGCUUUUUAAGUUGCAGUAAAAUGUUACAAAUGAAUACCGAAGAAAUUCCAUUUUUAUUCGUGAAAUUUUUAAACCAGUAUUUAUAAAAUAUUAAAUUAUUUAUAAUUUACUUGGUUGAAUAUAAACAAUAUAUAAUAAUAAUAAUAUAUAAA
Messenger RNA from Chelonus insularis, 939 nucleotides. Its product is annotated as protein KTI12 homolog. Gene Ontology annotation, biological process: tRNA wobble uridine modification. The transcript is spliced from 5 exons. The record is from RefSeq and is a predicted model, not a curated record. Lineage: Eukaryota; Metazoa; Arthropoda; Insecta; Hymenoptera; Braconidae. Bases 40 to 873 code for a protein of 277 amino acids.